Columba livia (rock pigeon) is the source of this 1305-nucleotide messenger RNA. RefSeq lists its product as uncharacterized. The coding region runs from base 1 to 1305 and encodes 434 amino acids. NCBI's taxonomy places the organism in Eukaryota, Metazoa, Chordata, Aves, Columbiformes, Columbidae. The transcript is spliced from 9 exons. Gene Ontology annotation, cellular component: cytoplasm. The record is from RefSeq and is a predicted model, not a curated record.
AUGCUGUGGUGCCGCUGGCUGUGUGUCCCCAUCUCACGCUCCCUGUUUGUCUCUCUGUCCCCUGGCUGCCAGGAGGAGAGCCAGAAGAUUCCCUUUCUUCAGAACAUUUGUGACCUGUGCUACAACAGCAAGCGCCACGGCCCUCCACAGGGCCUAGAUCUCUUCUGCCAGAGAUAUGGUCUGGCAGAGAAUAUCAAGGUGCUGCUGGAAGAGGAGCCCAGAAACAAACUGCGCACGGCGGUGCGGUGGAACGCCAUGCUUGCCAUUGCCGAACUGAGCGCAGUGGAGAGGGCGCUGGAGGGCAAGGAGGCAAGCCUCCUCCAAGCCUGCUUCUCUAGUGUCUUCUUGCUUCCUCCAGAAGAGAAAAUGCAGGAUAUGGGCCGUUAUCUCUUCUUAAAAACCAUGGAAGCCAUGGACAACAUGCUGCAGGCAUUGGUGCUCGGCUCUUCAGCCUCCAGAGUCAGCGAGCUGCUCCAGAAUAUCUUCCAGAUGCUCUUGACCUUCACCACCUCUGAGAGAGAAUGUGUGCAGGAGAGGGCUGUGGGGAGGAUUGAGAAGAUGAGCUCUGCGCUAUUCAGACAUCCCACACUGGCGUCCUGUGCGAGAUACCUCAGAACUUCUGAAAGGACAGACAUCGUCCUUGUGUUCAUCGAGGCGAUGAGAGACUCCAGCAUCUUUGACAAGAAGCGGGCAACAGACUUGCUGGACAUGGUCAUGGAAUUCCCUGACUUCUGGCUGGCGGAUCUGCCAAAGAUCAUGAGAUGCAUCCACAAAAACCUGGACAGCAUCAACACAGCACCAGCUCGGCAGAGCGUGGCGUCCCUGCUUCUGCUCAUGGCUGACAGGAGACCUGGGAAGGUGCUCACAACGCUGCUGAGGAUCGCUCCACCAGGAGACAGGACUGCCCUGGACAUGUGGGACAUGAUGAUCUCCACACCCCGGCCUCUGAAGAAGAUCUUAAAAAACCUGCGCAAAAGACUCCUGGUCAUAGACUCCAUGUUUCCCGAAGGCAUCAUCAGUGGGUCAGAAAGUCCUGACAUGGCAAGAAAAAUACAGUCCCUCCUGCCACAAGUUGUGGGGUUGCUCGACCACAGCAACACAGAAGUGAAAAGGAGAGUCCUGACAUUCUUCUGCAGCGUGAUGGGACACCUGAAGAGCGAAGAGGCCAGGCCCACUGUCGAGCAGCUGGAGGAAAAGCUCCUGCCCCUCUUUGAUGAUGUAAGGCUGAUGAUGGAGACUGAGCCCUGGGGGUGGGCAGCCUGCAGUGACAGCUGCCCUUCAGCCCAGCCCCGUGGACAGCACUGA